Messenger RNA from Culex quinquefasciatus (southern house mosquito), 883 nucleotides. Its product is annotated as ficolin-1. Bases 12 to 869 code for a protein of 285 amino acids. The record is from RefSeq and is a predicted model, not a curated record. The transcript has 2 exons. NCBI's taxonomy places the organism in Eukaryota, Metazoa, Arthropoda, Insecta, Diptera, Culicidae.
UUCGUACAACGAUGCUGCUGUUGGUUCUUCGUGGUUUGUUCUUGAUGAGCACGCUGGCCCAAUCGGCAUCAGCCGGUGAAGCCGCCCCGGAUUGUCUCAAAAUUUCAGAAAGACUGGCCAUCCUAGAGGAACGCACCAACCUCCUGACUCAACCUCCCGUGAUCAACUCCUGCUCGGAAGCCCCCACAACCGGAACCUACCAGCUGCGACUACCCUUAAGCACCGUCUCCGUCCCCGUGGUCUGCGAGACAAACUCCUCGCUGUUUAGCAAUUUCGAGUCCGACACCGCUGGAGGUGCCUGGUUGGUGUUCCAGCAGCGCCUCGACGGCUCGGUCAACUUUGGCCGAAGUGGCUCGGAAUACCGGGGUGGGUUCGGAACGGUCGACCCCCGGUCCGAGUUCUGGCUUGGGCUGGAAGUGCUGCACCAGCUGACGGUGAACGCCCACUACGAGCUGGUGAUUGAGCUGCGGAACGAGGAAGGCCACUACGGUUACGCCCGGUACUCGCAGUUUGCGGUAGCCGGCGAAGCUGACCGGUACAAGCUGACCACGCUGGGGUCUUAUACGGGGACGAUCGGCAGUCGGUUGGUGGUCAGCCGGAACGAACCGUUCUACGCGCGGGAUGACGUCAACAGUGGAGAUGGAGCUUCGUCGUGUGGCUGGAACCAUGGCGGAGGUUGGUGGUAUUACGAAUGCCGACACAGCAUGCUCAAUGGGCCGUUCAAGAGGAAUGACUCCACCCGAAAGGGCAUCUUCUGGAAAGAGUUCGCCGACGCUGCCACGUACAGCCGGAUGAUGAUCCGCCGAAAGGUGCCGUCGAGAGGGUCGAAUCGGGACGACAGUCUGAACAAGGACAGCUAUUAUUGGUAGUGGGCUCAAAUUUU